Messenger RNA from Amoebophrya sp. A120, 3297 nucleotides. The record is from the annotation of a GenBank genome assembly. NCBI's taxonomy places the organism in Eukaryota, Dinophyceae, Syndiniales, Amoebophryaceae.
CCGAGAGAUCAAAGAGAAAUCUGCAAAUUACACCCUUAGACCAUGUUUACCUAUGGCAAACGCACAGCUUUAUUGUGAAGCUGCUACGAGAAGUGGCACUAGUAGAAAUGCGUGUUUCUAGGUCGUCAUGAGAUCCUAGUAUAGAGAAUUUUCUUCCACCAGUAGAGUAGUGUGUACUCUGCAUGCUUUUCACUAUUCUCGUGGUAGAAAAAACAAGUACGCUAAUAUGGCGGAGAUGCUCUCCAACCCGCCCUCCCCUGGCGGCAGCCCAACUUCUCCAGCUACUAAGCCCGGUUACAACCCUGAGAAACUCUCCACCAAAACCAAGCUACUCCUCGCCUCCGGGGAGGCAGUUCAGGGGGCCUGGACCACCGUCGCCGGGUUUUUCCUGAACGCGUUUUUCCUAGAAACGUGCUGCUUAUCGCCCCAACAGGUCGGGUUCAUCCAAUUGAUCCAGGGCAGCUUCGACGCGGCGAACGAUCCCUGCAUCGGCUACUUAUCCGACCGCACCAGGUGUUACGGGAGAAAAUCCUUCAUUAAGGGCCGACGACGCCCCUGGCUGUUCUACGCCGCACCCUUUCUCGCCGUGGUUCAUAGUGCUCUAUGGUGGCCGCUGGAUGUCACCACUACCACUUCCACCCAGCGGUUUUGGUACUACUUGCUCUGCUACAUGGGCGUGUCGAUCGGAAUUUCCUGUAUUCAACUCCAGAUCGUCACACUCUGUCCGGAGCUAUCCGAGGACUAUUCCGAGCGGGUGGAAUUGAACGGGCUAAGGCUCGCCGCAGUCGUGAUUUUCGGCUUCCUCAUCGCGAUAGUAAGACAAGCGAUCAUCUACACGGAGGUGUUUGGCGGUGGGGAAAAUGGCGGGAUUAGGGCGAGCGGGAUUGUGUUGUCGAUUUUCAUGCUGCUCGUCGCGUGGAACAUUGUUUUCAACAUUAAGGAGAAAUUCGCGCCAAAUCAAGAGUCGAAAGAAGAAUUGUCCUUCUACAAAUCCUUCUACGAAAAUUUGCUGUGCAACAAGGCGUUCUGGUGUUGCGUCGGGACCUUCGUCUGCGGGCCGACGGCGAUAGUGUUAGUCCAGGCGAAUGUCGCGAUGUUCUGCAAAUACGUAUGAAAUGCAAAAGCAUUGUACACUAGUAGAAAUCGCAUGACAAAUUUCCUCAGCGUGAGAAAUAAAAUUUGUAAUGGGGAUUUGACUUGAGAAGGAAAUUUGUUAUGCAUGACUGCGAUUAGUACGAGUGCGAUAAGUACUUUUGCAAUGCAUAAUACGCUUUGAAAGACGAAUCUAUCGUGAAUAUCGUGUUGGGUUCCGUGCAAGCAACCGCGAUAUUCGCAAUGUUCGGGUGGGCGAAACUAGUCUCCGGUCCAUUGAAAAAGAAGAAACGGGAGAAGGCGCUGGGUGGGGGAAGCAAAUCAGCAAUAGCGAAUGAUCCGGAUAAUUUAUUUCAUACCACUGGUGAUCAACGUGCCGCGGAGGUGGACGAGGAUAAUCAUGUAGUCGGUGCAAUCGAGAUCGAGGAUGUGGAACCGAAAAUUUUUAGCUCCUCACUGGCCGCAGAAAAUACCAGUAGCGGUUUGAACGAAAUAGAUCUUGGCGAGAAGCAACUGCGAGACGACCAUCAAUUCCCAAACGGGCUUGAUGAUGAUGAACAACUCGCAGAAAAAGCAAUACCAGAUGGAGAAAAUAAAAACUACCCCCAAGGAGGUAAAGCUGUCGCAGAAGAAGAUCUUCAACACCAAGAGCCGCAGUCAAGAGCCGCCGCCGCCGCGAUGAAGAUCACCGCGCUGUCCAGCGAUUUCGCAGACUACGUCACUAGUACAACCACCUACGCGGGAUCCUACGUGAAAUCCGUGAAAUUCCCCUACGUUCCACUUCUUCAGCAGACAUCCGAACAGAUUCUGGGCGUCGACUGGGACAAGCGGCACAUGCUCCUCAUCGGGGGCCCGAUUCUCGCGGGGGCUUUGAUAAUGGUCUCUUUCUUUGACGAAAACACACCAACCCUGGCGAUCAUUUUUACCUGUCUUGUCGUGGGCAUGAUGCUGCCGGUGGUGUAUUUGACGCCGUAUUCGCUCUUGCCAGACCUAAUUGAAGACGACGAGAUCCGAACGGGAAGGCGAAGAGAGGGUGUGUACGCCGGGUUUAGCAACGUCUCGUUAAAACUCUCGAUCUCCGUGGCCCUCGCCGGCACAAACGGGUUACUGGAAUCAGCCGGGUACCAGCCGCCGGCGACCUCUUGCGGCGGGACAGGAAUUUCCGCUAAUCCUGCCGACAUAGCAGACGGAACGUCCGUUGACGGGGACUACCAGCCACAGGCCGUGGUGGAUAUUCUGCGGUUUCUGAUGGGGCCGGCGCCCGCGAUUUGCAUCUUUUUCGCCACGAUAUUCGCGUACAGUUUCCCGAUCAGCAAGAGAAAAGCCACGCAAAACGUGAAGAAAGCGAGGAAGAGCAGGAUGGAGAACUUGGAGAGACAGGCGCAGGAGGACAAGUUGACGGAAGUCGACAAGCAGGCUUUGAUGACUUUGAAACUGGAGGGGCAACUAGCGGCGAACGACGAGGAAGAGGAAAAAACGACACUGGAAUUCCGCGCAGAAUCUCUUGAAAACAACUCCAGUUCCAGCAACAGUGGAGACGUCGGAAUUAUGCCGAUGGGGAACGAGAACGACAUGAUCAUGCAGGGGUUUGGUAGUCACCAGACAGGCGGGGGUUUGAUAAUAAACGAUAGUAGUGGAGAGGCAACAACGACGAUGAUGGAAAUGAAUACAACGCCGCCGACGGUUUUUGCGGUGAGAAAACGGUCCAAGGACAUCAACUCGAAGGAGAAUUUGGAUUUUUCUGCAGCUGCUCGGGGGGAUUUCGGCGAGGAUGCUGCGGGAACUGAUGGUACGGUGCCCGAUGCGUUUUGAAAGGAGUGGUGAAUGGAGGGUGGAGGGAGUGAUGUUGGUGAUGAGGUCGUGUUGCAUAUAUAAUAAUCCAGGAGCAGCAACAUAUUUCCGCAGUAGCUAGCUUUUGGACAUCAAAACCAACGUGCAGAAUUUACGUCCGUGUUGAAGUAGGCACGCACAGGCACACACUAGAAUUCAAAUUUUUGAAACUUAAAGAACGGCUUUCCAAGAACGUGCCAGUUGGUCUGCGAAAAGUAAAGGCAGCAGGUUUUUCGAUCUUCCACGAGUUGGCUAGGCAAGUGUUUGUGUUCGGGUAUUUUUCACUGAGGAUGGCAUUAUACAUCGCUAGCGUUCAUUUUCGUCUCUACGCUGCCCGUGCGCUCGUCUUGCAAUGCGUUCUAUCGUUGCUGUGUG